CCUUUUACACAGAUACUCAUUACGAGACAACAUAAAGUACGUCUCGGAGGACCUGACCCAUUAUUGCCCAUUCCAGUCACCCGCACAGGCUUCCCUGCAUUAUCGUCUCCUGUGUGCUGCCGUUCCAACCACUUUAUCUGGGUACCCAAACCUUUCUUAUCACGUCAACUGAGUGACCUGCGACCAGUGAUAAUUGUUUAAUCCAUAUCACAUGACCACCCGUGUUUCGAAUCUCCCAAAUUCACCUCGUCCUCGUGUUCUGCUUAAGAACUCGGAAUCUCCUCCGUCUACUCGAACCCCCCUGACCCCAGCAUCAUCAGUUCCAUCUCCAUCCCCAUUUGCAUCAUCAUCUCCCACCAAAAAAACCGUUAAAUCACCCCAGUCCUCAGCUCGCCCUAAGACAAGAGUGGGCCAUUUGUUCCGGAAGGCUACGAGCGAGUUUGGAAGUUUCUUUCAAAGAAUCAAAUCUUUGGGGGACGAGGUUUUCAACGAAAACCAAGCAAUCUCCGAACUUUUUGAUACGUCCGACGCCGACUCACUUAUGGACCGGAUUGAGCGUAUUUCCCGUGGAUAUAACGUCAACGAAGAGAAGUUUUUAUUGGAGUACAAGAAACACAAAAACUUGGAUAAGAUAUAUAUGAGCAUGCAACAACGUCAUUAUCAUGGUUCGAAUCCCAACGAAGAGAUCAAGAGCUCUUCAACCGUGUACUCCGAUUCGGGUAACAAUAUUGGAGUGCAGUACGGUGUGAAGGAAGGGACACUCCAGGAACAAUCGGAGACUCUAAACGAUGAGGUAGAAGAUGACGAUGAGAUGGCAGGUGAUGACCAAGAAGAUCAAGAAUGUAGUCAGAACUCUCGUGACAAGAUAACGUUUCACGACAUUGACCUCGUGCAUCUUCGCCAGGAAUACGAAGAAGACAAAGAAACAAAGAAGAACUCCAAUAUUGGAGAGUUACUUUGGGAAUACAGACGGGCCAAGUGGGUUCAGCCCACCAAGACCAAUUCACAAGCCGAAGCCCUUGAAACGCGUCACUUCUUUGACCAGAUUCCCAAAGAUUCGUAUGUUAAGGUAUAUAACUAUCUUGUGGAAAAGGGAAGACCAUUAAAGGCUGGUAGAAGGAUCAAUUUAAGUGAUUUCAUGAAAGUGGUAAAUGCUGGAUGGGAAGUGGAGGAAAAGUGGGAUAGAGCUGCGAGAGGACUUGCAUAGUCAAAACUUUUGGGUUUGUGGUAAUACCAAUGGUGUAUAUAAGUAGUAUGUAAUCUAAUUAAUGAGUUAAUUGUUGGUUCUGCUUGUAUCUGUAUCAGAAAGUCAUCAUAUCAUCACCCUGGUCCCUACAUUAACCUGCCUUUCCAUCAAUCUGUCUCUAUCACUUCUUGUCUUGGUUAUGCUCAACUAUAUGAAGAGUCUGUUUGAGAAUCCGUAGGUCCUGGUCUAUACGCUCAGCACAAGACUGGAAACUCAGUACCAUGUCGGGCUCUCCUUCGAGACGUCUUUUGGUUCGCCUUAUGGCCCUCUCAAGAUCUGCUUUGCUCGUGGAGAGCCGUUCAAAGUUCACAGCUAUAUCGUUGUUUAGCUGAUUAUUGAUCUCCUUAUCAAGGAGGUGGAUAGUAGUGAUUUUAUCGAGAAGAGUGGAGCCAUUGACAUCAUUGCGAGAGUUGUGCCUGAUAGCAGUUUCUACAAAAUGCUGUAGUUGUGUAGAAAUUGUCUCAGACUCUUUGAGAGCCUUUCGUUGAUGUUGUUUCGCUUUCACAAGAAGGCUGGUGUGGUCCAUAACUGAUU
This is a messenger RNA of Yamadazyma tenuis ATCC 10573, 1780 nucleotides long. RefSeq lists its product as uncharacterized. The record is from RefSeq and is a predicted model, not a curated record. NCBI's taxonomy places the organism in Eukaryota, Fungi, Ascomycota, Pichiomycetes, Serinales, Debaryomycetaceae.